This is a messenger RNA of Thalassophryne amazonica, 2888 nucleotides long. It is a transcript of the gene rap1gap2a, whose product is annotated as RAP1 GTPase activating protein 2a. The transcript is spliced from 24 exons. Gene Ontology annotation, molecular function: GTPase activator activity. Gene Ontology annotation, cellular component: cytoplasm; plasma membrane. The record is from RefSeq and is a predicted model, not a curated record. Gene Ontology annotation, biological process: regulation of small GTPase mediated signal transduction; activation of GTPase activity. Lineage: Eukaryota; Metazoa; Chordata; Actinopteri; Batrachoidiformes; Batrachoididae. Bases 162 to 2315 code for a protein of 717 amino acids.
GAGAGAAGAAAGGAGAAUAGAGACAGCCUGUACUGACGGGUGAAGAGACAGAGAGAGAGUGACAGCGAGAGAGACAAAGACGGCGUACACAGUAUAUCUGUGUACAAAGGCAGAGAGAGGUGUCUGACACACAGGAGAGACAAGAUACUGAGGAGUUCAACAUGCUGAGGAGGAGGAGGAGCGUGACGUUUGGUGGAUAUGGAUGGAUCGACAAGUCCACUCUGACUGCACUAAAGACCCGGAAACAAGACCUACUGAACAUCUCCACCGUCCCUUUGGGAGAAUGUCCGCCUUCGCCGCCCCACACUGCACCAGCCACCAUGAAGUCUGCAGAGUUCUUCGAUAUGCUGGAGAAGAUGCAGCUCCCGAAAGAGGAGGAAACCAAAAAAUGGAAGGAUGACUAUAUCCCCUACCCACGGAUAGAAGAUGUCCUAGAGAAAGGGAGUCCAUACCCACAGGUAAUCCUGCCACAGUUUGGAGGUUACUGGAUUGAAGAUGUUGAGAUGCCGGCUGGGACCCCAUCUUCUUCGGAGUCCAGUUUCUGUGAGGAGGAGGAUGGAGGAGAGGGCAUGAGCCCUGGGGAGGGGCACGGCUAUCGUUUGGAGUACAACAACACAGCGCGUGGAUAUCGCAAACACUUCCUGGGCAGGGAGCACAUGAAUUACUACUGCAGUGGCAGCAGCAUCGGCAACCUCAUCAUGUCUCUGAAACAUGAGGAGGCUGAGGGACAGGAGUUCCUUCGUAUAAUGCUCAGGUCGAGGACCAAAACUGUCCAUGAUCGGAUUUCUUUAGCCGAAAUCAGUCAGCUUCCCAGUGUACCUCAGAUUGCCAAGCUGCUGUGUGACGAUGCCACAGGGCUCAAGUUCAGUCCGGCUUUGUACCCUCGGGGAUCACAAUUGAUAGUGGCGUAUGACGAACACGAGGUGAACAACACAUUCAAGUUUGGAGUCAUCUACCAGAAAUUUAAACAGACGUCAGAGGAAGAACUGUUUGGCAACAAUGAGGAGACUCCAGCUUUCAAGGAAUUUCUUAGUGUCCUUGGAGACAACAUUGACCUUCAGGACUUUAACGGGUUCCGUGGUGGACUGGAUGUAUCUCAUGGACAGACAGGAUCUGAGUCGGUCUAUACUGUCUUCAGACAGAGAGAGAUUAUGUUCCAUGUGUCAACCAAGCUUCCCUUCACAGAGGGUGAUGUCCAGCAGCUCCAAAGAAAGAGGCACAUAGGAAAUGAUAUCGUGGCAGCAGUCUUCCAGGAAGAACCCACGCCAUUUGUUCCAGACAUGAUCGCCUCUAAUUUCCUGCAUGCCUAUGUGCUGGUACAGGCUGAGAACCCGUGUACAGAGCACACUACUUACAAGGUGUCAGUGACAGCGAGGGAGGACGUGCCUCCUUUUGGACCCCCUCUGCCGAACCCUGCUGUCUUCAAAAAGGGCCCCGAGUUUCGAGACUUCCUGCUGACGAAGCUGAUCAAUGCCGAAAAUGCCUGCUACAAAUCUGACAAAUUCGCCAAAUUGGAGGGGCGUACACGAGCCGCGUUGCUCGACAAUCUCCACGAUGAGCUACACAGACGGUCCCAGGCCACACUGGGCCUCAGCCAGACGGGAGAGGAGGACAAGCUGGAGAAUGGGGGGCAUGGCGGCCUGCUGGAGUCCUUCAAGAGAGCCAUGCGUGUCAGGAGCCACUCCAUGGAGACCAUGGUGGGGUCGCACCGUCACAGGAGCCCCGGUGUGGGAGGGGGCGUGCCAGCCAGUGUGAGUGGGGGACUGCCACAGAGCACCAGUGAAUGCACAAAAAGUACAUUCACGCCUCCCGCAUUAUCAGCCAAGUCUCCUCUGAAGAGUCCAGUGAAGCGGCGCUCAGGCCUCUUCCCUCGUUUGCACUUGAGUUCAGAGUCGUCGUCAGACAAACAUACACGCAGUGACCAAAAACCUGCUGACAACUGCCCAGUGUCCCAGGAAGUGAAGUCAGAAACAUUAUCCAAUCCCAGCUCACCUGAGAUCUGUCCCAAAGAGCGGCCGUUUAUCAAACUGAAGGAGUGCAGCGGCGGCAAACAGAACAUCUCUCGUUCGUCAUCCAGCACCAGCAGCUUCAGCAGCACAGCAGGAGAAACAGAGGUUCUGGAGGACCUGGACAGUCAGGCCAGCCAGCCGUCGUUUUCUGCCUUUAGCCCCACCCUCAGUGUAGACAGCCAGGGGCUAGGUACCCCAGUCAUCAUGUCUCGCAGUCCCACAGAUGGGAAAAGCAAGACAUCGCCGAGGUCAAACUUGAAGUUCCGCUUUGACAAAAUGAGCCACUCAUCUGCAACUAUGGAGUAGCUUUGGUGAAUGGCAGAAGAAAUAAUUUGCACAACAAACGGGACAGAAUGGGCUGAUGGAGCUGCAAAAAAAAAAAGAACCACAACAUCAAGACAAAACUACUGUAGAACUGCUUCACUAAGCCAAGGAUCAUCUGAGUCCCUGCGCACUAAAGAAACUGAAAAUACUGUGAGUGAAUCAUGAGCAGAAGCAGUUGAAACGCUGGCUUGAGCUUCUUUUCAAUCCACCUUUAGCUACAGAUAGUAGUCCAUACGUUGCUACCAGUUGCUGCACCUGACUUGCUCGUUGUUUGCUUUACACGGACGUCCUGGUACGGAUGUAAUACUGUGAGUGUAGGCUGAGCUGAACUGCCUAAAUAUUUUUUAUUUAAAUGAGAAGUAUAAUCGUGAAAACAUAAGACUAUGGCUGAACUGUUACUAUGUAUUUUUGACUGCUGAGAAGAGAGUUUGAAAAAUUCAACAGCUCAGUGACGUACGUGGCUGACAUCAGGGUGUCCUGUUUUGCCUUUGCUCUUAAAUAGUUCUCUAGCAACAUUUUAUAUACCUUAAAAAAAAAAGAAAUUUCAGACAGGUA